Messenger RNA from Salarias fasciatus (jewelled blenny), 1432 nucleotides. Its product is annotated as lumican. Gene Ontology annotation, molecular function: protein binding. The record is from RefSeq and is a predicted model, not a curated record. The transcript is spliced from 5 exons. Lineage: Eukaryota; Metazoa; Chordata; Actinopteri; Blenniiformes; Blenniidae. Bases 157 to 1257 code for a protein of 366 amino acids.
GCGUUUGAAGAAGAGGAAUGUAUUCGACAGUGGGCAAACAUUGCUGGUAGCUUGAAAACACACACAAACACACUGACAUACAGCUCCCGAGGGUUUCAUUUGGAAUUUAGGACAUCCUGUCUCUGCUGUGCUGCUCCUGAUCAAACAGCUGUCCACAUGGCCCUCCUGUGCUGCUGCAUGCUGGUGCUGCUGGGUGGUUUGGGCUCCGCUCGGGCCACUGCUGACCCCGACAUGGACUACGGCGGCGUCCCCCUGUGGAUCAACCGCCUGCUGGGCGAGCCCAGCGUCAUGAGUCUGCAGGGCCGGAUGGACCCGGCCUGGUUCAGAGCGAACAACCCCCAGGCCUGCCCGCAGCAGUGCGACUGUCCGAUCCAGUGGCCCACGGCUCUCUACUGCGACCACAGAGGUCUGGCGCACGUCCCCGACAGCCUGCCGGGCAGAACGCAGUACCUCUUCCUCCAGGCCAAUAACAUCUCAUCGCUGUCCUCCUCUGUCCUCGCCAACGUUACUGAUCUAUACUGGCUGAUCUUGGACCACAACCAGCUCCAGAGUGAUAAGCUGGAGCACGCCUCCCUGCAGAACCAGACCCGACUGCGCUACCUUUUCGCCAACCACAACCGCCUGCGGUCGGUCCCCGGCGGUCUGCCGGCCGGACUCCGGCAGCUGCGGCUGGCCCACAACCGAAUCAGCAGCAUCAGCGCAGGCGCUUUCAAGAACCUGCACAACCUGAGCGUGCUGCUGCUGCAGGGGAACCGGCUGCAGACCAUCGCAGAGGGAGAGCUCGGAGGUCUGGGAAGUCUCAGUCUUCUGGACCUGAGUGGAAAUCGUUUCUCAUCCGUCCCAAGAUAUUUACCUUCCUCAGUCCAGCAGCUCUACCUGUCAAACAACUCGCUGUCUGGCCUGGACGCAGACAGCUUCGCAGGAUUCCUGGACCUGAAGUAUCUUCGUCUGAGUCACUGCGGUCUGCAGAGCAGUGGCGUCCACUCAGGGGUUUUCAACUCCUCCAGCCUGGUGGAGCUGGAUCUUUCCUAUAACAAGCUGACUUCCAUUCCCACAGUGCCCACCACGCUGCAGUACCUCUACCUGGAAGCAAACACAAUUCAAGAGUUCAACGUAACAAGUUUCUGCAGAGAGGUGGGACCGCUGUCCUACUCCAGGAUGAAGAUCCUCCGACUGGACGGGAAUGAACUGUCCUACCAUCUGCUGCCUGCUGAUUGGGUCUUCUGCCUGCGAGUGCUUCAUCGUAUUUACAUUUGAUCGCUUCUCAAAUACGAUCUAACGAGCGAGUGCUGAGCACGACUGGUCCAACUCAGCUCAAACUGCGAAGAAGAAAACGUGUCUCAGCUUUAGGCUUCUGCUUUGUCUUCCAAGUCAGCAUCUGUGAACUCAAAUAACUGUUUUAAAAGCUUCAAAAAAUAAUGAAAUGUCUUCA